This is a messenger RNA of Suillus plorans, 1331 nucleotides long. RefSeq lists its product as uncharacterized. NCBI's taxonomy places the organism in Eukaryota, Fungi, Basidiomycota, Agaricomycetes, Boletales, Suillaceae. The transcript is spliced from 12 exons. The record is from RefSeq and is a predicted model, not a curated record. Bases 101 to 1141 code for a protein of 346 amino acids.
ACUUCGAUCAAUCAAAGCAGGAACAGCCAUCAUCCCCCGAUAUCGUUUCGCUGAUCUAUGCACUGGAUGGUGGUAUAACUAGCACGAAUGCCAUCAUCACAUGUCCAUCAAGUUCGCCUCUCAUCCACACACAAUUCUCUACCAAUAUGAUCAUAGUCUCAAAUGGUCCCACUUGGUGGCCGAUCAUCAAUGCACAUCGUUUGGCCAGCUAUUUUGCACGCCCGUGGAGAGCAGUCGGAUAUUGAAGCUGACACAAUCUAACCCUGGCCGUGUUUUCGCAGUUGCCGCGUUCGUCGGAGUGACGUAUGAUUGGGCACUUACAUUUGGACAAGAGGUGGAACUGAUCUGGAGACAACGAUGGUCCCUAAUAACAGCUGUGUAUCUCGGUGCGCGCUAUAUUGGAAUCUUAUCUGCUGGCCUGUACAUACUGCUCAAUGUUCCGACCAUCUCGUUGACAGAUACAGUGAGCUUUAUUGUGUUCGUCGUAUGGGAUUGGAUGGUUGUUGUGGUAUUUGCGAUGCUGUGGGUCAUCAUAAUUACUCGGUUGCAUGCUAUGUAUCAAGGAUCCAGAAGGAUACUGAUAUUUCUCAUUGUCACCUUCCCGGCUGUGAACAUUUUCACCGGAGUGGUCACCUUGAUGAUAACCCUACAUGUUUCGGCGGAGGAACUCAUUCUCUCUGGCACUUAUCAGUGUCAGUCUAACUAUGCGCAUGAUAUCCCACUUCUGGCUUCCAUUACUUGGAUACUCGUUACUGUGUGGGAGGUCCUCGCACUAUGUCUCGCAGUCUGGAUUGCGGUGAAAUACUUCCGUGACCUGCGACAACAAUCGGCAGGAGGGAUUAUCGAGGUGUUGAUGAAAACUUACGUGGUUUAUUUUGCGAGCUUUGUUGCUGUUUCUUUCUUCCAUCUCAUUCUUGGUUUAUCUCCAAAAUCAUUAAUAGACAAUUUCGUGGACGCUAGUAUUGUUUCUGGGCUUCUUCAGAUUUUGGAGGUCGUGCAGAUGUCUGUGCUGGGCCCGCGCCUGAUCCUUGGUGUUCGGGAAUACCACGCCAAGCUCGUGGCCGAUUCUGACGCAGCAACUGGCAUGACCUCAAUCACUUUCCAGGAACGCGUGCAUAUAUCGAUUGGCAGUGGUGUUUGAGGUGAAGUUAACAGUUGUCUAGUGCUCUGCAAGGAGCAGGGGAUUUCGUUUCUAUUUAUUCCUACUUUCUUCAAGGUAUUGAUCCAAGUUAUCUGGUGUUCCGAAGUAGAUUUCAAGGAGACAUACAAAGUUUUCGUCAUGUUAUUUAGUCAAGUGAUUUGCUAUAGCUGAUAAUAUCUAAAUCGAUGAA